AUUGUGCAAAAGGUCAAAUUUCACGACAGUGAGAUUUCCGGGCUUUUUGACUACAAGGUAAGAUAGUCGCGGACAAUUCGCGGAUGCGGAAGAGAAUGAAACUGAACUUGACGCUGGCUUGUACAGUGAGAAGGCAUCAGACCAGGCAAAAAGCCUUCGUGAAACAACAUGUAUUUGCCUUUAGCAGCCCUUGUAACGCUUAUUGCUACCUUCGCCUACCGAAGUGGCAGAAUCAUUAAACAUAACAUACUUAGCAUUCCCGAUCUCCCAGAAGGUUACUACCAAGGUGGGGACUGGAAAGAGAAAUGUAACAUUGUUGCCGACGAAGGAUCUCAUACGCUUAAAUAUUGCGAGGACAUGACGUUCUGGGACCACUUUGACGCCCAGGGCGCGCUCGAAGAGCGCCUCAUCCUCAUGGGAUGUGACCCUAACAGAAAAGCAUGGAACACCGUGAUGGGUCCCCUCCGUGACCCCGAGCCACGAGGCUAUCUCUGGCUUUACUCUGCCACGAGCCAUGGCUCCCCGCAGCCCGUCUCUCUAGACAAUUAUCCCGAGGCACACGACUUCCAUCCUCUGGGUCUCGAGAUUUACCCGUCGCACGCGGGUGAUUCGUCCAACCUCUUCAUCAUCAACCAUGCGCGUGCAGGGACCACUAUCGAGCAGUUCACUCUCAACCCCGCCAGCCCUACUCACGCGGUAUGGGUCCGCACGCUUACUUCGCCAUACUUUGUUUCUCCUAACGCGCUGGCGUUGACGUCCCCCACGUCUUUCUAUGUGAGCAACGAUCACCUCAUGACGCGUCGCUUGCCCAGCCCUUUCGGUCACGUCCUUCCUCUUAUCGAAUCCGUCGGAGGCUUACCCCUCUCCUGGCUCAGCCACAUCUCUGUUGAAGAAUCUACCGAGAACGACGGAGAGAUAACUUUGAACCAUACUUUCGCCGCAUUUGGCGUCUCGUUUGCCAAUGGUGUUGCCAUAUCUCCUUCUGGAACCGAACUGGCUCUGUCUGGAACUUCUAUGGGCGAAGUCUAUUUCUACAAGCGAGACCCAUCAACGAACAAGCUCACUUACGCUCACACCGUGCCUGUACCAUUCUUCAACGACAACGUCAUGUAUGAUGAUUCUGGCGCCUUGAUCGUCACUGGACACCCUCACUUCCCCUCGCUUAUAGCCGUAGCGGCCAACAAAACAGGUGCAGUUUCAUCCAGUUGGUCCGUAUCAAUAUCCCCUCUCCACAUGGAGGUUGCAUCCCCUUCCUUCGCUCUAAGAGAGUAUGACAUGAGGGCGCCUCUGUCGGCGAGUAAGCUGUCCCCAGCAACGAUGAACUACGAGGUGGAAACGCUAUUUCAAAGUAAUGGCACUGCUUUCCAGACAAGCUGCACGACCUUGCGGGAUGCUGAGACAGGUAUACUGUACAUGAUCGGGUUAUACGAGGAGGGAUUAAUGGUCUGUACGCCGUGAUAUGAUGUUCCAAGAAUGAAUGUAUUGUACAAUAUGAAUGUUUGAAAUGAAAGUGGGAAGUCUCAAUUUCUAGCUCUGGAAUUUUUUUACAGCAUUGAUAUUGUGCAGCGAAGAAAACUUACCCCUACAUGAUACGAUGUACCACCAACAAUUAGGAAGAAAAAGAAACCAAAGAAAACCAGUUUAGAACGUUUCGAGGAGUGACAGGUAUCGGAAUGAGGAGCUCUUGUCUCGGAAGCUCAUAGGUAAGAAGAGAUGUGUCGCCAGAGAGCAAGGGUUGUACAAGUAUAAUAUAUAAAAGACACUAUCAACAACAAAAAGAAAAAAGGGGAGACAUCAAGUGUAUGAUAGUUAUGGUUUGAGAGAAGGAUAAUAUUCGUUUUCACUAGAAGAAGUUGGGUAAGAAUGAC
This is a messenger RNA of Serpula lacrymans var. lacrymans S7.9, 1868 nucleotides long. RefSeq lists its product as uncharacterized. Bases 169 to 1458 code for a protein of 429 amino acids. Lineage: Eukaryota; Fungi; Basidiomycota; Agaricomycetes; Boletales; Serpulaceae. The transcript is spliced from 2 exons. The record is from RefSeq and is a predicted model, not a curated record.